AUUUUAAAAAUCCUAAACCUAACUACCUCAAGUCCCAACCCUCCCUUCUGCUGCCUUCACCUCCCACCCCUACUGCUCACCGCCGACCGCCGCAGGACCUCCCUCUGUCGAGCUCCGGCGCCGCCGCCGCCCAUUCCCUCUGCUGAUCUCGGCCGCCAGCGCUCAGGAGAAGUCGUCGCCGCCGAGGUAAUUUUUUGUUUUUUUUUUAAUUCGUUGUCGCCGCCGUCCGACUGGCCGGAGCGGUCUGGUCUGCCAGCUAGAGAGGCUCAGUGUUACCUUCUUUUGCUGCUUGGGUCUACACUGUUCGUAGAUAAGAGUAAGAACCGCGUUUCUGCUGUUGUCAACUUGUUUGUGAAGAGGCCGGAUAUGCUAGGAGAGUACGUGUGUGUGUGUGUGUGUGUGGGAGGGGGGGGGGGGGGGGGGGGGGGGGAGGAGCACUUGCUUAUCUGUACAGGCAGCUUGGUAUUGCCUCCUGGGCAGAGGCUAAGGGAGUGGCGGAUUGUCUGACUUUACUACAGUGUUGGAUUUACGACCACUUUCCUACCUUGAGGCCUAGAUGGUUAGAGCCACGAGAGCUGGAGCAGGGGCAGGCAGGAGCAUUCAGGUGGCGCGGUAUCUCACCCCAGUCGACGAAAAAGAGGGAUGCACAUAUGAUGGCUUAUUAUCGCUAGGCGAUUGAUACUUUGACCCCUCAGUCAGUUUGUUGGACUCCGUAUGGUCAUAGUCCUCAUCUGACGGUGAGACGUACCUUGUAUCAGGGUCUGCUCAAAUUUGCAGAGAUAGUAGAGCCAUAUGAUCCCACUAGGUGGCUCCGACAGUUAGGCUACGUGCAGAGUGUACCGUAACCCCCGGAGUGUCCGCUUGUUGUGCGUAGACCUGCUUCCACGCUUGGAUACUCUCUUAGCUACCAGUCUGUUUAUGAUUCGUGAUGGAACAACUUGGGGGCGCAUAGUGUGCAUCUGGACCUUAAUUAAACUAAUUGUGCUUCAAUUGACUCUACAAAAUUAAACUAAAUGCCAUAAUUUAAUUAACUCUAUAAAAUAAUGAUAAUUUGACGAUAAGAAAAUUAUUUAAAUAUAAAUUAUUAAACUUCUUUAACUCUACGAAUUAAAUCUAAACACAAUAAAAUAAUUAGCGCUACAACAAAACACAAUCGCUUAAUUAAACUAAUUGUGCUUCAAUUGACUCUACAAAAUUAAACUAAAUGCAAUAAUUUAAUUAACUCUAAAAAAUAAUGAUAAUUUGACGAUAAGAAAAUUAUUUAGAUAUAGAUUAUUAAACUUCUUUAGCUCUAAGAAUUAAAUCUAAACACAAUAAACUAAUUAGCACUACAACAAAAUACAAUCGCUUAAUUCAAACUACAUACAUAUUAACUAUGUAAAAUAAAAAUAAAAGCAAUAAAUUAAAUAUAAAUUAUUAGCUUUAGAAUUAAUAAUAUGUAUCAAUUUUUUAGAAAAAUAAUAAUAAACACUGCCGACUAUCGCCGUCCACUCGCCGGCAACGGGCGCCGUCCGCUCGCCGGAGGGGUCCGCCGCCGGCGUCGGGCGCCAUCCAAAGACGGCGAGCGGACGGGAAAAAAAAUACAGGAGGCCAGGCACGGGGGUUUACCUGAUUCGCUGGUACGACGAUGUGGUACGGCUGCCGUCCAGUGGCCGGCGAAUUAUGCUGACGAGAUUGGUCCGGUGGCCGGCAACUUAGGCUGUCGUCCGGUGGCCGUGAAUCUGGGUAUGGUGAUUGUGGGGGGUUGGUGGUCGGGUGGUGUGUAUGUUGUUUAAAAAAAAAUUCAGAGAAUAGAAUAUAAAGAAAAAUUUGGAGGGCAAAAUUGUCUUUUUAGUAUAAUUUACAGACGGUAAAUAGUAAUUACCUGGACGGCAAAUAGUAACCUCUAUAAGUAUCCCAAGCUGACAAUUAGUUUACAACCCCUUACUCGAAUUUCCUUUAACCUUUUGUUUUGCCUGCAUAAACCGAAAAGGAAAAGAAGAGUAACAUUCUUAAAAAAAAAAAAAAGAGAAACAAAGAAAUAAAUGAGAAAUGCCAUCAUCAAUCCCAAAAAUACGAAACACCAUCUCACCGAAAAAAAAAUGAAAUACUUAAUUUAAGAACUAAUCAUCAGUCUUCUUCGUCCUGAUGUAAAAUGUCACUCGGACUCAUUCCGUCCUUUUAACCAUUGUUUGGCUAUAUUGCAAUUGCACAUAUUGAACUAUAAUUUCUAAGAUAUUUUUCUACUUUUGUAAAUAAAAAUUAAAAAUCAUAAACUCCGAUGUUCGCUACUUUUAACCUAGUUUAAGAUAUAUUCAUUUUGUCAAGUAAAGAAGAUUCAGAUUGUUGACACAUUAUGUGAAGCUAAUCAUAUGACUAAAUUUUCUACCCAGCCCAAGAUUUGAUCUUGCCGUUCAAACUUAUUCUUUUGAUUGUAAUGAUACCAAACUUCAGUCUUGCCUCGACAAUGCUGUUCUUGGGUCUCUCCAAUCUCAUUUGAUUGAUAAUACAAAUUAGGAUGUCAUUUUGCACCCUAUUUUUUACCAAAACAAAAUGAGAAGUGUGAACUAAUUGACAACUAUCUUCAAUGUAUUUGAUACUAUACUAUAUCUUCCAAUUGCACUAGUUAAACCGCGUAUUAGUGACCAUAAACAUGAUCUUAUUAAAAUCACUAUUUCGUUAUAACUCUUUUUUGGACAAAUUAAUCUCCCCGAUUCAAUCUAUCAUAUUACACACAUAAUCAAUUUCACACCAAACCUUGCCAACUGCACCAACAAUUAGCUAAAAAUUUCAUUCGUCACUCAUUCACUAUGGCCACUUAAUUAUCUAACCAAUGAUUAGGGAAGACAGGUACCCGAUUUGGCACUUAAUCAUCAAACAACUAGAUUUGGAUUGGAAAUAUUAAAAAGGCUUAAUUUUGAGACGAAACUUCAGUCAAAGCACUACGCAUAAGCUAGCAUUAUACUAUUCUAUUCUCCCAAUUUCUUGGAUUCAUAAUGUCAACACACAAAGCAAAAAGCACCAUUAGGUGCUAAUCAUGUCAAACCUUAAAAAUCUUUGUAUAGGUUUUGAACUUUGAACUAAAAACCAUUCAAAUAAUGGGAUGUGAAUUUAAGUACAAAUAGUAGCUAGUAGUUGUCAGAGGCUAGCUGUCGACUGGAAACUAAUCCCACUUUGCCUAAGCUCUCUUUCUUCCUAUAUUCAUUAAAUUGCUGCUUUGAAAAUGGACUGUAAAUUGAACAGAUAUGUGCUCAAAACAAUGAAUUAUAACAACACUGCGGAAAGUCAAGUAAUUGCCGGCUUGGCAAUUUGCCUAACAUGCCCAGAAACGAACACUAAUCCAAGGAAAGUGCAAUUAAUCACCGGAAAGCCUCUUUUGUGGGUUUCCUAAUUGAGAUGGGAAAUGGAAACAAAAUUCAUGUGGUAAGGUUUGGUGAAUGUAACAGUUCCAUGUCUCUCUCUCUCUCUCUCUCUCUCUCUCUCUCUCUCUCCUCUUUUGGUUAGAGCUGAGAGGGACUGUCUCCUUACUCUUUGGAGGAGAUGGAUGAAGGCAAAAGUGGAGAUGAGAUUUUAUACUUUGGGCUUCGGAAACGUGUUCAAUAUCACGGUUUUCGGAACUACUAUCUUAAAUCUUUACAUGGGUGGGCAACAAUUAUGCUUACAGUAGUUCGAAUUGUAUCAUAUCAAAUAUAAUUUUAAUUUGGUUUCAAUCCUGAAAAAUUAUCGUAAAUAUGAAGAAAAAGUAUAUCGAAAUUGAAUUUGAACCAGAUCGUAUCAAAUAAAAUGAAUCAAACAUGCUUUUGAUUCGGCUAUGAUCCUCAAUUUCUCUUUGAUUUUGAUCCGAUCUUAUCUCAAUUCGACUCGGUUCUAGACCAAAUCUACCAAUGCCUACCCAUGGACCAAUGUGUGAUUUGACAAGUUCCCCCUUCCUAUCUUUCUUCACAGUCGAAAUAUCAUCCUUUUGGCCUUCCUCCUUAGCAAUGUAUCUUGUUUAUCAUCAUCUCUUUAUGACCUUGCGCACAUGAUCGUAUAACGAAUUUGUGUAUUCGCCUUCCAAGUUUUCAAAAAAGCAAACCCUAUUCUGUUUCUUCUUCUUAUUUUAAUGUUGAUUCCAUUUAUUGCUAGAGAUGACUGAAGUACGAGUAUAACCUAAGAAAGGGAAAAUAACAUCAAUGAUUUGGAAUUAUGCAAUGAAUAGGAUUUAGUUGAAAUAAAUGCUUGGUUGAGUCAUUUUUGUAAAUGAGUAGUCCUAUAAAAUGAGCUGUGUGUUGUAAUUGCAAGAAUCAUCGUAUAACAAAAACAUAUUUUCCCUUCUCUUUGCUUAUGCUUCUCUUCUACCUCUAUUAUGUCUUUCUUCUUCUCAAUCAUCCUUUCUCUUCUCCAUCUUCUUCGGUAUUGCUUCUCUUCUGUUGACUUCUAGCAACUUAGGCGCUCUACCAAACACCAUUUUCAAAGUUUUGUCGAGAAUUCAUUGAUACACAAAAGAUGGGACAUUACAAAUUGGUAUCAGAGUCUUUUCUCGGAAACCAUGGCAAAGACAAUGCGUUAGGACAACAAUGAAGGACGAUUUCACCUAUUCAUAUAUUGAAUGGCAGAGAUGCAUCAAGCUGGACACGAGCUUGUUAUAACUAAGGCAGAGGAACUGCUUAAUAGAUGUAAUCUUGCUUCAAUUAUCAUCCCACAACUUGCUUGAUAAAAUUUUAAGCUGGUUGUUCACCAUCUGUUGCAGGAUUCUCCACUCUUCAUCAAAGAUCGUUAGGUGGUGUGAAUUUCAUCACCUCCUUUGUCGGCAGACUGCUGUGAUGCCCUACCCUUUUCCUGGAAACUACGGCGACGAGCCUACUUCUUUCAUCACUAGAAGAAGGGUUUGAUGUCAUAUGUCAUUAGGCUGCACCUUCUUGAGUUACCUUGACAUAACCAAAGCAUCAAGUUGCAUAUUUCAAGAUUCGACACAUCCUUUACAAUUAAGCUCAACUAUCCAUAUUCCUCCAUCGCCAGCGAAAAUGGUGUGACCCUAUGCGGUUUAUUAAGAUUGAUUGCACAACAUCAAUUAACUAACCCAUCUUGAGUCAAGUAUAACUCAAGACAGUGUUUCUAAUAUAGUGGUCAACCAAGAUUGUAUUUCACGGAUUUUGUUACCCUAGGCUGGGCGUUGAGUUCGGAACCUAACAUCUUGGUCAUGAUCCAUGAUUUCAUAUUCGUUAAAUAUAUCGCGGGGUCGGACAACUAGGACUGUGAUUCGACUAUCGAAAGUCCGUGGUCCUUCCUUGGUGGCUACUCCUAAAGUUCGCGCCCUAGGCUUCACACUUCACGACCGCGAUCUCGGUCUUGGAGGCUGCAAUCUUCGUGCUCUGCUUCACUCCCUCUCUUUAUGGCCAUGAUGCUUGCUCUUGGUUGCAAUCUCUCAUUUUUGUCAAUAAUCCUAUACUUAUGACCCCCUUUUUGCACCUAAGACGUCCAUAUCAUCUAGAACAACUUUAAUAUGACAAUAUUCUCUUCGAGGAAUGAAAUAGGGAUGUAACAGAGAUAUAUCAACCAUUAAGACCACGAAAUAACUCUAAAUAUGAAGGCCAAAUAACACCAUUUUGGAUGUUAUCAACUCCCCCACACUUAGGUGUUUGCUUGUCCCCAAGCAAACCUACUCAAACUAGUACAACUUGAUAAACAAUCAACAUGGUAUGAGCUAUAGUUCUUUGUUGCACUAGUUAGAAUAGUUGGGGUGGAGUGAAAAAUUACUCCCAUCUCACUAUGAAAACACAAACUCCGAUAUGAGGAUCAAGUCGACUAAAUGGGUCAAGAUAUUCAACGUGUGCGCUGGGGGACUCAAAAACAAUAAAAUCAAUGAACUAUUUGAAGGUUCUAUUUAUUCUUUCUUUUCAAGGUAGUACUAAAUUUUUUUAUUCUCCUUUUUAAACAUUGCCGCACUUGGCACCAAACAUUUUCAAUUUUGCAAACAUGCAUCUCUCCCUCGUGAACAAGAGCGAAAUUACAUUGCUUUCCCUUUCACUGCUCGAUCUGGGGAACAUGAUGUUCAUUCAUUGCUCGAGCGCCACUUCCCAGCCUGCACUCCUCGUCUGAACGAUAGACCGGUUGCCACACAUGUCGGGUACAAACAAUAACCAAGGUCUCAUGACUCGCUUAGGGGCACUCUAACUCCUCUCCAUAUGAGUCCGUGAGAGGAGAGCUGUUUGGGGGAUGGAAGGUAGUAAAAGAUGAUUGAGACACGAUAAAGCUAUCUGAACCCCAAAAACAUCCUUAAAUUGCACUCCAGACCAAGAGAAAAGGCCUUCGACGGCUCAACUCAAACACUAUGCCGGGUCGCCUCUCAUGUGAGAACCUCAAUUUUCAAACGAUUUUUUUUUCAAAGUUGAGCACAUUUGGAAAACAUUUUUUAGUCCAAAAUAGGUAGAGAGUCCCGCAGACAUUUCUUUAUCUAAGUAGAGAACAUUAUCAAUUAUUCAACUCACCAAAGAGGAAGAUAGGAGUAAAACCCCUCAUACACCGACAACUCUAGUAAAUGCAAACUACUCCCUGUAAAUCACACCACAUAGACUAUUUAACAAUUCUAAGCACAUUGACGAGGUGGAGGCUAGAGACAAGAUGUUUGGAACCCUCAAAUUUGAAAAAAAUUGGGUAUAUCAUUAAGGUUCCAAACACAAAUUCUAAGCCAUUCAACGCCACAAAACAAAACUAAUUGAUAACAAACACUCCCAUACACAAUCAUCAACGUCUUACAUUCAUAAUCAUAGGGAGGCUACUACAAACUAUGGCAAAAUCAUCAUCAAUAAUUCAAACAUGCAUACAAUCCCCCCCCCCCCCUUACACACACUUAAGAGACACAUUGUCCUCAAUGUGAGAGAAUAAAGGCAGGUUCACGAAUCGCUACCGUAAAGUGUUUUGGUGGGUUGGUGUAUGUGCACAAGUGUAGGUCUUGGUCUUCCAUAUUGGUAUUGAACAAUAAAGCCCAUAAGAAAAAGAGGAAAUCAAUGGUUAUGGGCCAGAAAAUAACAAAAUAAAAUAGAUAUAUAGAUUUACUACUACUAGAUAAUUAAAAGUACGAAGUACAUAAAUAAAAAGCAUCAAAUAGACAUUGUUUAAAGUCAAAAGAAAUGAAAGAUAAAAAAUAAGAGUUGGAUGCCUAGAACUUAAUGUUGGAAGCAGCAUGACAAUGAACAAAGAAUGAUGCAGCUUCAAACCUAAGUUAGUCUCGCAUAAAUGUACAGCCAGCUCCAGCUAGAAGAAGACACAAAUGGAAAUAAAAGAUUGGUACAACGGUCAUCUCGAAAGAAGCAAAAAAUAUCGAUUCACCAACCAAGAAUCAAUCAAGUAAAAUAAAAUGAGUAAAGAAGGUUAAUGAAGCAAUCAAUAAACACAGUAUAAAAGGAAGAGUCGAGUGGCUAGAUUAGGCAGACUUUUCGAGUGGAUCAAAAUCAGAGUGCUAAGGUGUGUGAGCAAGACUUUGAGUGAAAAGUCAGCACAAGAAUCAGGGAGAUUUAUGGGUAUAGGUAUUGUGCAAUACCAAGGUUCUAUUAGCUGGGUAGUUGAUAUGUUAGUUUCUUCGAUUGAGCGGAGAGCUAAUUGACUGGGUAUUUGUAACUUUGUGAGCUUCAACGAAACAUUUGUAGUACAGCAUCUGAGAUCACACGGCGUGAGUCUCAGACCAUGGAACAGUCAUUGGGAUCCUUAUUCUCCCAAUAAUGGAAACGACAUAAAAAUUUGUGUGUGGUGUCAUCUCUUUUAUUCUCUGUGAUUUCAGUGUUCUUGCUCGUUCUUGUUUUGCUUUUGGUGUUUAAAUUACAAGGACUCUGUCGAUCAGUGGAAUAAAAAAACUAACAUCCAAUUCUAGUUAAUAAAACAUAGCACUGCAUUCUUAGUAAGUUAAGUUCCUGCAGACCAUUGCGUUGGGCUCACAAUUAAAAGGAAAGGAGAACGCUCUUAGGCCAAGUCACAAAGCCCAAUUGAAUUUGUCCACUCGAUCAGCAUACACACACCCAAGCUAAGUGUUACAUAAUCUAUUUUCGAUCAAAGCUCUAUUCAACCUAUCUCCAUUCACGUGUUCUUGGUAAGAAGAAAGUCGAUCAAGUCAUUACAGGUGCUGGGUUUUUUAUUGGAUGAAGAAAAGAAGAUAAAAGUCUCGCGCUCAACGCACCAACACUUAAUCGUCUUCGUGGUUGGUGUCAAAGUUGUCCUCCUCCUUAACAUCAAGAUCCUUAUCUUCACAGACUAGAUCAUAACCUUCGGAUGGUGGUGAUAGAGGAAACUAUUUCUCUACUAAUUGAGAAUCCAUCUUUAUCUCCUUCAUAAUCAUAUGCAUGAUGCCAACAACAUGCCUUCUAGCCUUCCUUUCGCGCUUGAGCAGGAAAUGAACCUCCCUUUGAAUGUCAAGAAGUUGGGUGUUAUGUUCGAUAUGGUUGGAAAACGGUCUAGUUUGGUUUAAUCGACAUGAUUUUACCCGGUAUUUUAGAUGAUAAUCGUGCUAACUCUACAACUGAAAAUUGGAUUGAAUUGAAAACGGUUUCAACCGUGACUAGAUUGGAUUGAAAUCGGUUCAGUCUAGUCUUAACCCAAAAAUAUAACCCUUUACCCCUAAAAUGAUGUUGUUUCAAAAAAUUAAAAUGAAAGAAAAAAAACAAAUAAAAAUCACACCCUAACCCCUCCUCCCCUCACAUUCCCUCUGGAUUCUUCCAGACCCUUCUCUGUCCUCCUUGGUCAAUUUCCUUUCUCUUUCUUACUUAUAUGUUUGAAGUCUCACUUUGUCUUCCUCACCUCAUCGUUGAUUCACCGCCCACCUUCCAUCCAUCUUCUCAACCUACAUCACCGAUCGCUGCCUCCCUCUCCUAGGUUCCCGAUUCCUCAACUCAACUAGGCAAAUAGAUGAAAAGAUGAGAGUCUUCGUCGUUGCCGCCAUAAGAUGAGAUUUGGAGCAGAUAAAGGCGGCGAUUGAAGAGUUCCUAUGGCGGAGUGGCAAUGUUUGGCUCUCGAUUGGUCGCUUACGGGAGUCACUACGACAUGCACAUCCCACUGAUUGGUCGUCGGCAGCACAAGAGAAGUCAGAUCGAGAGGAUGGACGAUGGAGGGACGCGGUUGGUUAGUUAUUAUGGCGGAGUGGCUCUCAGAUGGCCACCGAUGGGAGUCACGGGAUGCGAUGGAGGGAGGCAAUUGACCGGCGGGAGCAGCUUAGAUUCAUUUCUUCUUGUAGUUCUAGGUGGGGCUUCUGAGGCAAUAUGCCCUUGAACGACCUUUCAGAAAUUAGGCACCUCGAGCGUUGAAAAUAGGAAGGAAAUCAACGAUGUUGGCACCAAUUUACCUUGAGUUUACGAACAUUGGGAAGAAAAAAAUAGAAUAUGUUCCUCGUUCCCUUUUCCAAAGUUUGCAAGAUCUCCCCAACAACGCUGUCAAAAUUUGACACGUCAUGUAGUGUGGACCAAAUUUAUCUGGUCAUAAGGCCACGAUCAUAUUCCCUUACGCCUCUCGCAUAACCCUUACUUCGGAAGUGAGGUACGGUUCUAUUGAAGAAGAUGUCAAUUUAGAAGGCUGAGUUCCUCCGAUUUUGCAGAACUUAGGAGUUCAAAAUGUAAAGUAGGUGUAGAAAAGUAAAUCUAUGCUACUGGAGAAGCAAGAGAGCAUGAAAGGAAGGCGUUACAUAGGCUUCAUUCCCCUUAGGUCUUCUAAUCAUGCGAUGUCACGAUCUAGGUUAUGCCUUGCCGUUCUUAAGAGACCUCGCUUACCGCUGACCCAAAGGCAAGUUCUUCCCGAGUUGUAUGUAUCAUGUCAUACAACUUUGUGUGCAUAUUUUUCUUAAAUAGCGAUGUACAUCAUCCCAACGUAUGCAAGUAAACAUGUCAAUAUGCACGGGUGAACUCGCAUAAGCACGUGAUUCUAUAAUCUUGAAUCGCGACCUUGAUAUUUGGCGCAUACGAGCUGUCUCAUGAGGUUCGAUUGAAUUUCUUCAUUGUGUUGAAGCAUUUACCCGAACUUAUAGGCGACAAGGUCCUUUAUAAUUUCUUUAUCGAGGCAACACGCCAUUUGAUCUCAUGAGGUUGGAUCGAGUAAGACUGCUAUUUCUAGUCGCAUCAUCAAUGACUAGGAUUUGGAGUCUUGCACUUUAAAGGAGUGCAAGAUCGACAAAUCAUUCAUUCGAAUGAACAAAUAAUGAAACAGGGGAAAUCAAGCAUCACAAAUAUGAAAAUCAAACAAUCGUAUUAACCAAAUCAUCGAGUUUACAUGGCUAGAACCAUACGUGCCUACGCAACUAAGAAGCUUAGUCAACGAUGGGGGAGUUGUCCUAGGUGUUCAUCAUUGAAAACGAAGACUCCGAGCACCACAAGAAUCGGCAAACAGAACAAGGAAAAUGGGUCCAGUGGUACCGAUUUUACCACUGAUUCUCCCUCGAAUGUGGCAUUGCUCUAAGUUAAGAGGGUUGUUCUGUCGGCAGAGUAACGAUCCUUCCUUGACUUCUUGUCUCUCCCUCUCCGAACUCUAGCUCGAGAGCCCUAUUUAUAGUUUUUCCAUUAGGCUUUACAAGGAGAGAAAACUGCCCCUACUAUGUCAUUUGGCCAAUAAGACGCCUUCAAACAUGUGGCUAGCGAAUCAUACUGCUUCUGCACAACUUCUUGAUGAAGUGGUUGACUCCAGCAAAGCGGGAUUGUGGCCAUCCUUCCUUCAUAUAAAAUGUCGUCGUUGGUGCCUAUUCUCUUUGAUGUCUGGUCUUCAAAUUCUUGCUCAAACAACUUCGGCUAGAUGUCCCUACGGCUUCCAAGUGGCCCACUAGGCUGCUCGACCUUGAAAAUGCAUAAAACGCUAUCCAAAAGCACAUCAAAAGUAUAAAAGAAAUCAUAGGGUUGCUAGGAUGCACUUGAAGCAAUCACAACAAUAAUCCAAUGCAUUAUGCCGAUAAUGAUAGAAAAUGUUAGAACUUUUGGUCACAAUACGGGGGUUUAGAAUAGGCACUAUCACGUGUGAUCAUGAUCCCCAAGUCGACAACCCUGAGGGUUUUGGCCGAAAGCGGACAAUAUCUUGUAAAAAACAAGAUUUGGUAUGUUACAAAAAGUUUGUUUGCAUAUGGGUAAGAUUUUUAACAAAAAAAGAAACAUUACAAUUUUGU
Messenger RNA from Linum trigynum, 11083 nucleotides. Lineage: Eukaryota; Viridiplantae; Streptophyta; Magnoliopsida; Malpighiales; Linaceae. The record is from the annotation of a GenBank genome assembly.